Molecule: messenger RNA, 1978 nt
Organism: Synchiropus splendidus (mandarinfish)
Lineage: Eukaryota; Metazoa; Chordata; Actinopteri; Syngnathiformes; Callionymidae
Gene: aurka
Product: aurora kinase A
Exons: 9
Coding region: 301-1575 (424 amino acids)
Biological process (GO): mitotic spindle organization; protein phosphorylation; regulation of cytokinesis
Cellular component (GO): chromosome passenger complex; spindle pole centrosome; spindle microtubule
Molecular function (GO): protein kinase activity; ATP binding
Source: RefSeq, a predicted model, not a curated record
UUUAAAGGCUUUCAGCCGGGAUCGUUUGAAAUUAAACGAGUGGGGUUCAAGACUGUCCGCGUCUGACACUCAGCUAUCUCUCUUUAUCGAUGCUUCGCUGAUAUUUUUUUUAAUCUUAUGCGUUUCCGUCCUUAUUUCAGUUGGCCCUAGAUUUCAUAGGGUGCGAAAGGACCGCCUAACUUUUCUCUGUCGAGUGUUUUUUUGUCGCCUUAUGUUAGCGUGGCUAACGUAGCUUCGGCUAUUGCUGGUCUUUUAAAGAUUGUUAUUGUUCCCGGUCAACGUGCAAUAAACCUUAAGAUCAUGGAUGCUGCUACCAGAGUCAAAAAGACGUAUGACAUGAAGAUGAUUCGUCCCGAGGUUAAGCCUAUAGCUGAUGGACCAAAGAGGAUUCCUGUAUCUCAACACGCACACAUGGUUCCGAAGGCAUUAGUCACACCGACUCAGCACCAAAACGUUCUAGGUGUUUCAAAUGGACCACAACGAGUUCAGCGACCUCCCGCUCAACAGAAACCUGCUUCCAACAUCGCCGUCGCCGCUCCAAAAUCCACAAACAUGGCUGAUCAGAACGUGAAUCCUGCAAGUCUUAACGCCACUGCUGCACUUCCGGCAUCUGUGCCAAAACAGAAGUAUUCCAAGGAACCACGGUCACAUCCAGGGCAGUGCAACUCAAACACAGGCCCAGCAAAGACUGAGAAAACUCAGGUCAAACCUUCCAAUGACUCAGCUGACAGUUCAUCUUCAAAGAAGAAGUGGAGCUUGGAGAACUUCGACAUUGGUCGUCCUCUUGGGAAGGGAAAAUUCGGCAACGUUUAUCUGGCCAGAGAGCGGCAAAGCAAGUUCAUCCUGGCGCUGAAGGUUCUUUUCAAGAAGCAGCUGGAGAAGGCCGGAGUAGAGCACCAGCUGAGGAGAGAAGUGGAGAUCCAGUCUCACCUCAGACAUCCAAAUAUCCUGCGCCUUUAUGGCUACUUCCAUGAUGAGUGUCGUGUGUACCUCAUCCUGGAGUUUGCACCGAAAGGCGAGCUCUACAGCGAGCUGCAGCGCAGUAACGGUUUCUGUGAAACCAGAAGUGCUACGUACAUCAUGGAGUUGGCGGAUGCUCUCAACUACUGCCACUCCAAGAAAGUCAUCCACAGAGACAUCAAACCAGAAAACCUAUUACUAGGAGCCAACGGGGAUCUGAAGAUUGCCGAUUUUGGCUGGUCUGUCCACACCCCCUCGUCCAGGAGGUCAACUUUGUGCGGAACCCUGGACUAUUUACCUCCUGAGAUGAUCGAGGGCAAAACCCACGAUGAGAAAGUCGACCUGUGGAGCCUCGGCGUCCUCUGCUACGAGUUCCUGGUGGGAAAACCACCCUUUGAAUCCAAAACCCACGAGGACACCUAUCGCAGGAUUUCACGGGUGGAGUACACCUACCCCUCCACAAUCAGCAUCAGUGCGGGGGCCAAGGAUUUGAUCGCCAGGCUGCUCAAGCACAACCCCAUGCUUCGUCUGCCCAUCCAGGGCGUCCUGGCGCACCCCUGGGUCACAGAGAACUCCACCAAGAAGCCCACCACCAUCAGCACUGAUCCCCAGUGAAACUUCUUCUCUUUCCAAUCUCUAGUCUGCAGGUUGACCUGCAGCAGUAACUUCUACUGUCUCAUCUGAUGCAAACGUUCCACGCUGCAUGCCCCUUCACCUUUGGUCUUCCUGUUGUUUCAGGCUCUGUUGUGAACCACUACAGCUUGCUUGUGUGUAAAUAUUUCACUGUUUUGAAUGAGAAUUUUAACAUUUCCUGAAAAGCCUUGACUUGAAACAAUAAAUUAUCAAUUGCCAAUGGUUGGGAUAUAAAUAGAAUUUAUCUUAAUUUUGAGCUCGACUGUCUUAUUCGGGUGAGAAUGUGAAGUCCCCAUUUACCCCAGCAGAGGACGCUGCUGGGCCUCUUGUCUAUAUGGGGUGUUGAGGCGCCAUCUUCGUUCCAAGUGCUGUUGCUGAAAUAAAA